AUCAAAAAUGUAGAACCUGUGAACAAUAAAUUUGAACUACUUGAAAUCAAUGAAUUAGUAGGUGAUGAACCUAAUUACUUUUUCAAUACAUCUGUUAAUAAUGAACUUGAGAUCUUUUUUGACUUACCUGUAAAUAUUAAACUAGAAGAAUCAAAGAAUCAAGGUUAUGUCUUAUCCAGUAAUGAAAACUUUAUCACCCAGUUAGAAGCACCACCUUCCUUAUAUCAAACUAAGGAGUAA
Messenger RNA from Diversispora eburnea, 240 nucleotides. The record is from the annotation of a GenBank genome assembly. Lineage: Eukaryota; Fungi; Glomeromycota; Glomeromycetes; Diversisporales; Diversisporaceae.